Messenger RNA from Austrofundulus limnaeus, 1294 nucleotides. Its product is annotated as ankyrin repeat and SAM domain-containing protein 1A. Gene Ontology annotation, molecular function: ephrin receptor binding. The record is from RefSeq and is a predicted model, not a curated record. Gene Ontology annotation, cellular component: cytosol. NCBI's taxonomy places the organism in Eukaryota, Metazoa, Chordata, Actinopteri, Cyprinodontiformes, Rivulidae. Gene Ontology annotation, biological process: ephrin receptor signaling pathway.
ACAAUAGUCGCAGAGCAUGAAAUCAGAAACAUUUCGUGUGCCGCCCAAGACCCAGAUGACCUGUGCACAUUUGCUUACAUUACCAAGGAUUCAAAGAGUGGCCACCACUUCUGUCACGUCUUCAGCACUGUGGAAGUGAUCGACCCCCUGGAGAUGGACGCAGACAUGCAGUCCCUGGGCAGCACCACCUGGCUCUGUGACCAGCGGGACCCCAGCAGGCGUCCCGUCAGCACCAAGUACGAGACCACCAUAUUCUGAGGCCGGAUCCCCUAAACAGACGCCCCCCCCAAAACCCUGCAACCACCCUCCCACCCUCGUACUUUUCCUCUGCCCUCUUUGCAUCCGGUUCUCUGUGCAUCUCUUUCUCUCACUGAGACACACACACACACACACACACACGCACACACAUCUACACAUGCGAGCCCCGUGCCUUCUCACUGUGAUGGUAUAGCAUCCCUCAGGGCUGCCUACUCCUGCACCUUCCUUUGCCCCGCCCAGCGACCCACACCGACCUCCUACAUGUCAUGGCGAACACUCCUGCGGCCCUCCUGAGCUUCCCCGGCAGCCUUCCUCGCCCGUUGCUGCUGCAGCCGAUGGGCGGAGCCCUGGAACGGAUGAUCCUGGACCGAUCUCAUUUUACAGUGGCCCUGCUCUCUCAACCAAACUGCCUCUUCCUCCUCAUCCUCCUCUUCCUGACAACUUGCAUCUGCCUCCAAAUCCCCGAUAGCUCCCAGAGGUUGCGUCUUUAUUAUUAUUCUUUCUCUUUUAAUACUCUUUAUUUAUUCACAAAACAAAUAUGGCAAUUAUUAUUWUUUUUGGUUCUGUAUUGAUCAAGUUAAAGAGAUAGUUGUUUUUGAACAUAAGAUUUAUCAGUAGUUAUCACUGGAUCAGCUGUGAUAUCAGGUUUAUGUCGCGUUCUUUCACACCUGAGCCUGAAAAACAGCUGAUAACUGUUGAUAACUAUUUGASAAAACAUCACUUUUAAAAUGACGACAAACUAAACUGUCUCUUUUUCUGUGAGUUUAGAUUUUAAAGGAACGUUUUGGGAACRAUACUUGUURACUUUCUUGCAGAGAAUAAGAGUARUGAUGAGCGCUUUUAAASUUUUAAGACCAAUGACAUUAUCUCAGAAACUCAACUACCACCMUAAGUUAAAAUGAAAACACAAAUUAUUGCUUGCUAAUUUGGUUUUGUAAUGUUUAUCUACCGAAAAAUACUUAUUUUUUUUGGUUAGAAUGUCACAGUUUUUUUUCAUGUUUUAAAUCAUUAUAAAAUCUAUUGAUAUUAUUGACCA